Molecule: messenger RNA, 4438 nt
Organism: Loxodonta africana (African savanna elephant)
Lineage: Eukaryota; Metazoa; Chordata; Mammalia; Proboscidea; Elephantidae
Gene: CACNA1C
Product: calcium voltage-gated channel subunit alpha1 C
Exons: 32
Coding region: 6-4109 (1367 amino acids)
Biological process (GO): calcium ion import across plasma membrane
Cellular component (GO): voltage-gated calcium channel complex; membrane
Molecular function (GO): high voltage-gated calcium channel activity
Source: RefSeq, a predicted model, not a curated record
CGGAGAUGCUCCUGAAGAUGUACAGUCUGGGCCUGCAGGCCUAUUUUGUGUCCCUCUUCAAUCGCUUCGAUUGCUUCAUUGUGUGCGGGGGCAUCCUGGAGACCAUCCUGGUGGAGACCAAGAUCAUGUCCCCCUUGGGCAUCUCUGUGCUGAGAUGUGUCCGGCUGCUGAGGAUAUUUAAAAUCACAAGGUACUGGAAUUCCUUAAGCAACCUGGUGGCAUCCCUACUGAACUCCGUGCGCUCCAUUGCCUCCCUGCUGCUGCUCCUGUUCCUCUUUAUCAUCAUCUUCUCCCUCCUGGGAAUGCAGCUCUUUGGAGGAAAGUUCAACUUUGAUGAGAUGCAGACCAGGAGGAGCACAUUCGAUAACUUUCCCCAGUCUCUCCUCACUGUGUUUCAGAUCCUGACCGGGGAGGACUGGAAUUCGGUGAUGUAUGAUGGGAUCAUGGCUUAUGGCGGCCCCUCUUUUCCAGGGAUGUUAGUCUGUAUUUACUUCAUCAUCCUCUUCAUCUGUGGAAAUUAUAUCCUACUGAACGUGUUCUUGGCCAUUGCUGUGGACAACCUGGCUGAUGCUGAGAGCCUCACGUCUGCCCAAAAAGAGGAAGAAGAAGAGAAGGAGAGAAAGAAACUGGCCAGGACUGCCAGCCCAGAGAAGAAACAAGAGCUGGUGGAAAAGCCGGCAGUGGAGGAGACCAAGGAGGAAAAAAUUGAGCUGAAAUCCAUUACGGCUGAUGGAGAGUCCCCGCCCACCACCAAGAUCAACAUGGAUGACCUCCAGCCCAAUGAAAAUGAGGACAAGAGUCCCUACCCCAACCCAGAAACUACAGGAGAAGAGGAGGAGGAGGAGCCUGAGAUGCCCGUGGGCCCUCGUCCCCGCCCACUGUCUGAGCUGCACCUUAAGGAAAAAGCAGUGCCCAUGCCAGAAGCCAGUGCGUUUUUCAUCUUCAGCGCCAACAACAGGUUCCGCCUCCAGUGCCACCGCAUUGUCAAUGACACAAUCUUCACCAACCUGAUCCUCUUCUUUAUUCUGCUCAGCAGUAUUUCCCUGGCUGCCGAGGACCCCGUCCAGCACACCUCCUUCAGGAACCAUAUUCUGUAUUAUUUUGAUAUUGUUUUUACUACCAUUUUCACCAUUGAAAUUGCUCUGAAGAUGACAGCCUAUGGGGCUUUCCUCCACAAGGGCUCUUUCUGCCGGAACUACUUCAACAUCUUAGACCUGCUGGUGGUCAGCGUAUCCCUCAUCUCCUUUGGCAUCCAGUCCAGUGCAAUCAACGUUGUGAAGAUCCUGAGAGUUCUGCGGGUACUCAGGCCCCUGAGGGCCAUCAACAGGGCCAAGGGGCUAAAGCACGUGGUUCAGUGUGUGUUUGUUGCCAUCCGGACCAUCGGGAACAUUGUGAUUGUCACCACGCUCCUGCAGUUCAUGUUCGCCUGCAUCGGGGUCCAGCUCUUCAAGGGAAAGCUCUACACCUGUUCAGAUAGUUCCAAGCAGACCGAGGCAGAAUGCAAGGGUAACUACAUCACGUACAAGGAUGGGGAGGUUGACCACCCUAUCAUCCAGCCCCGCAGCUGGGAGAACAGCAAGUUUGACUUUGACAAUGUUCUGGCGGCUAUGAUGGCCCUCUUCACAGUUUCCACUUUUGAAGGGUGGCCAGAGCUGCUGUACCGCUCCAUCGACUCCCACACGGAAGACAAGGGCCCCAUCUACAACUACCGCGUGGAGAUCUCUAUCUUUUUCAUCAUCUACAUCAUCAUCAUUGCCUUCUUCAUGAUGAACAUCUUCGUGGGUUUCGUCAUCGUCACCUUCCAGGAGCAGGGGGAGCAGGAGUACAAGAACUGUGAGCUGGACAAGAACCAGCGACAGUGCGUAGAGUACGCCCUCAAGGCCCGGCCCCUGCGGAGAUACAUCCCCAAGAACCAGCACCAGUACAAAGUGUGGUACGUGGUGAACUCCACCUACUUUGAGUACCUGAUGUUCGUCCUCAUCCUGCUCAACACCAUCUGCUUGGCCAUGCAGCACUACGGUCAGAGCUGCCUGUUCAAAAUCGCCAUGAACAUCCUCAACAUGCUCUUCACUGGCCUCUUCACCGUGGAGAUGAUCCUGAAGCUCAUUGCCUUCAAACCCAAGGGUUACUUUAGUGAUCCCUGGAAUGUUUUUGACUUCCUCAUCGUAAUUGGCAGCAUAAUUGACGUCAUUCUCAGUGAGACUAAUAACGCAGAAGAGAACUCCCGCAUCUCCAUCACCUUCUUCCGCCUCUUCCGGGUCAUGCGCCUGGUUAAGCUGUUGAGCCGUGGCGAGGGUAUCCGGACCCUGCUGUGGACCUUCAUCAAGUCCUUCCAGGCUUUGCCCUACGUGGCUCUCUUGAUCGUGAUGCUGUUCUUCAUCUACGCUGUGAUUGGAAUGCAGGUAUUUGGAAAAAUUGCCCUGAAUGAUACCACAGAGAUCAACCGGAACAACAACUUUCAGACCUUCCCUCAAGCUGUGCUGCUCCUCUUCAGGUGUGCCACAGGGGAGGCUUGGCAGGACAUCAUGCUGGCCUGCAUGCCAGGCAAGAAGUGUGCCCCAGAGUCUGAGCCCAGCAACAGCACGGAAGGGGAAACGCCUUGUGGCAGCAGCUUCGCUGUUUUCUACUUCAUCAGCUUUUACAUGCUCUGUGCCUUCCUGAUCAUCAACCUCUUUGUAGCUGUCAUCAUGGACAACUUUGACUACCUGACAAGGGACUGGUCCAUCCUUGGUCCCCACCAUCUGGAUGAAUUUAAAAGAAUCUGGGCAGAGUAUGACCCUGAAGCCAAGGGUCGGAUCAAACACCUAGAUGUGGUGACCCUACUCCGGCGGAUUCAACCCCCACUGGGUUUUGGGAAGCUCUGUCCUCACCGCGUGGCUUGCAAACGCCUGGUCUCCAUGAACAUGCCUCUAAACAGCGAUGGGACGGUCAUGUUCAAUGCCACCCUAUUUGCCCUGGUGAGGACAGCUCUAAGGAUCAAAACAGAAGGGAACCUAGAACAAGCCAAUGAGGAGCUGCGGGCAAUAAUCAAGAAGAUCUGGAAGCGGACCAGCAUGAAGCUACUGGACCAGGUGGUGCCCCCUGCAGGUGAUGAUGAGGUUACAGUUGGCAAGUUUUAUGCCACUUUCUUGAUCCAAGAGUACUUCCGGAAGUUCAAGAAGCGCAAAGAGCAGGGGCUUGUGGGCAAGCCCUCUCAGAGGAACACUCUGUCCCUUCAGGCUGGCCUGCGCACGCUGCAUGACCUCGGGCCCGAGAUCCGACGGGCCAUCUCUGGAGACCUGACGGCUGAGGAGGAGUUGGACAAGGCAAUGAAGGAGGCCGUGUCUGCUGCCUCCGAAGACGACAUCUUCAGGAGGGCCGGUGGCCUGUUCGGCAACCAUGUCAGCUACUACCAAAGCGACGGCCGGAACGCCUUCCCCCAGACCUUCACCACCCAGCGCCCGCUACACAUCAACAAGGCGGGUAACAGCCAAGGCGACACCGAGUCGCCUUCCCACGAGAAACUGGUGGACUCCACUUUCACCCCCAGCAGCUACUCGUCCACUGGCUCCAACGCCAACAUCAACAAUGCCAACAACACUGCCCUGGGCCGCUUCCCCCGUCCCACCGGCUACCCCAGUACAGUCAGCACCGUGGAGGGCCAUGGGCCCCCCUUGUCUCCUGCCAUCCGGGUGCAGGAGUCAGCCUGGAAGCUCAGCUCCAAGAGGUGCCACUCCCGGGAGAGCCAGAUAGCCAUGGUGUGUCAGGAGGAGGUCUCUCAGGACGAGACCUAUGAGGUGAAGAUAAAUGAAGACGCAGAGUACUGCAGUGAGCCCAGCCUGAUCUCCACAGAGAUGCUCUCCUAUCAAGAUGAUGAAAACCGACAAUUGACGCCCCCAGAGGACAAGAGGGACAUCCGGCAAUCUCCAAAGAGGGGUUUCCUCCGCUCUGCCUCACUAGGUCGAAGGGCCUCCUUCCACCUAGAAUGUCUGAAGCGACAGAAGAACCAAGGGGGAGACAUCUCUCAGAAGACAGUGCUGCCCUUGCAUCUGGUUCAUCAUCAGGUAGCCCAUACCUUCAGACAGGCUAUUGGCCACCAUUUAGCAGGCUGGACAAUCCCAUGGUUAUAGGCAAAUCCCCGAGAUACCAGCCUUCACUAUCUCAGACCACUGCUGCAUCCUACCCCUGGCCCUAAGAGCCCUCCAGUAGGGCUGCCCACUUCUCCGAUUCAGGUGAGAGCCCUGACACAUCUAUAACUUCGCAGGGUAGAAACUUAGGAGAUACGGUAAGCAGCACCUCCUCACAUGAUCCUAGGGUCAGCAGCUUUGGGAUUCUGCCCGAGCUUUCUUCUCAUGGCGCCCCAGAUGUUGCCUCUGCAGAGACUGGCUUACACUCCAGGGUACUCAGGCAGAUGUGGUCAUACCUAGAGUUAGAAGAUACCUGGAAGUUGAGCUGCACA